AUGAACCUGACAGAAUUUAAUCAGUCUGAUGGCUGUGAUCAUUUCUCCUGUCCAGAGAGAUCUGUAUCUCCUGCUGUUUACUGCUUACUGUACGUGUGUUCAGCUGCUGUGGUUCUGCUAACAAUGUGUGGAAAUCUGCUCAUCAUCAUCUCUAUUCUUCACUUCAAGCAGCUUCACACACCAACAAACAUGCUGGUGCUCUCUCUGGCUGUGUCAGAUUUCCUCAUUGGAGCUUUAGUGAUGCCAGCUAUGUUCAUCUGGACGAUUGAAUCAUGCUGGAUUUUUGGAAGAGAUUUCUGCAUUGUAUUUUUGUGGAUUGGUGGAGUCCUCAUGAGCCUAUCUAUAUACAAUAUUGUUCUGAUUGCUGUAGAUCGGUAUUUGGCUCUGUCAAACCCAUUUCUCUACACAAACACAGUCACUAAGAGGAUGAUGUGCAUUGUGGUUUAUUUUAACUGGUUUGUGUGUCUGCUUUAUAUCAUGACAAUCUUUUUUUUUAAUGGAAAGUUAAUGAAUUUUGUAAUGUGUCCUGGAGAGUGUUAUUACUUGCUUAAUGAGGUUUGGUAUGUAAUUGAUCUAAUAUUUUCAUUUAUAUUUCCACUUUCUGUCAUAAUCAUAUUGUAUACUCGAGUUUUUGUGAUUGCUAAGAAACAUGCCACUGCUAUCAGAGAGCUUAAUAAUCACACACAGCCUAAAGCACAGAAAAUCACCUCACACUCCAUGCAAUCUGAGAGAAAAGCAGCUAAAGUCCUCAGUAUUUUAGUGUCUGUGUUUUUGUCCGGUUUACUCCCAUAUCUUAUUUACAGUUUUUUAGACAAUUUUAUUAAACUGCAGACAGAAACAUUUCAGAAACUUGUAAUUGUGGCUUAUCUUAAUUCCACCAUUAAUCCACUUAUUUAUGCUCUGUUUUACCCGUGGUUUAGAAGGUGUAUGAAAUUAAUCGUAACUCUGCAAAUAUUCCAGAAAGACUCUGCAUUAAUCAGUAUCUUUUCAUGA
Molecule: messenger RNA, 993 nt
Organism: Tachysurus vachellii
Lineage: Eukaryota; Metazoa; Chordata; Actinopteri; Siluriformes; Bagridae
Product: trace amine-associated receptor 13c-like
Exons: 1
Coding region: 1-993 (330 amino acids)
Biological process (GO): G protein-coupled receptor signaling pathway
Cellular component (GO): membrane
Molecular function (GO): trace-amine receptor activity
Source: RefSeq, a predicted model, not a curated record